CACGUAUAGAGUAGAAAAAGAACACGUGGGAAAAGCCUAGCCUGGAUUGUAUGAUACAACUAAGCUCCUUCAUCCUUGGAAAACCUCAACACUUAGAUUUACAGCUUCUCAGCCAUGGCGGCCUUCAUAGCCAGAAAGCCAAGAAUAUUAUUCUCAUCCUCACUGCAUCUUAGAGCAACGGCUAACGAUUCCUCUUCAUCAGUUACGGCGGCGGCGGCCCAUGGCGGCGGUUCCUCAUUCAGGCGAGCUUCAUCUUCUUCAUCAUCAUCAUCAUCACCUCCAUCAAGUAAUUCAACGAAGCCGGAGAAGAAACUUGUGGACCGAUUAUCCGGCGUGAUUGACGCCGUCAACGAUCGGAAGCUCCCACCCGAGCUACGUGGACAACGAAACGCCGUCAGGUCAGAGACUGACAUAAUAAAUGUUGUGGAGCAAAGAAUAUGGCAUUCGAUGGAAGAAGGUGGGUUUGAGAAUUUAGCAGGGAAAGGGAAGCCUCUUAAGCUUGAUAGUAGUAAUCCUCAUGCUGACCCAGCUGAGGACACCUUGUAUAGAAUCCUUUCCAAGAAUAAUUGUGCUCCUGAAUGGGUUGAACUCAACAAAGAGAUCAGGAAUCAUAUAUGUGAGUGGAGAUCUUCUUUGAAGAAAGCUUCUAGAAAAUACAACAAUGGUGAUGCUGGUGGAGAUUAUUCAGAUAACUCUGAUUGGAUUCAAGCUUCUGAGGCUUUAAAGAUGCAAUUAAAAGACAUCAAUAACAAGGUUUUCCGGUAUAACUUAAUUGUUCCUUUCGGACGGCAAAUGUUUGGGUUGAAAUGGGAGAAGGAGUUGGAUCGCUUGGAUGCAGAAGAAUAAUUCUUUACUAUUUGAUUUUGUGUAUUAUAGAUAGUUUAUGGGAUAGUACUUUGUUGUGUUGUAAUAUAAGAAGAGGACAAAGACAAUGAUACAUAGAAGAGAGUUCAUAAUGUUUUAAAUAGUAGUAGUGGGUAAUAUUGUAAUUUUAUCUAUAACUGGAAAUUAUAAUGUGAUAGUCGCACCAUAGAAUAAGAAUUAUGGAAAUAACCACCUCAAAUAUUGGAAUUUGCAAAA
This is a messenger RNA of Cannabis sativa, 1080 nucleotides long. RefSeq lists its product as uncharacterized. NCBI's taxonomy places the organism in Eukaryota, Viridiplantae, Streptophyta, Magnoliopsida, Rosales, Cannabaceae. The coding region runs from base 115 to 846 and encodes 243 amino acids. The record is from RefSeq and is a predicted model, not a curated record. The transcript is spliced from 3 exons.